AUGUCGACUUCCACCGCUUUCGCGGGCUCGUGGAAGUCUCUUUCCAUUCCCCUUACAUCAUGGCUGCUGGAUGUCGUUCAAUCAAUGGGGCACACGCAGAUGACACCGGUUCAAGCUUCGACUAUUCCACUUUUCAUGAUGCACAAGGACGUUGUGGUUGAAGCCGUCACUGGUUCGGGAAAAACCCUUGCAUUUGUGAUACCAAUCCUCGAGCGUUUGAUCCGGAGAGAAACAAAACUUAGGCGUGACGAGAUCGGAGCUCUAGUUAUUACUCCAACACGAGAAUUGGCCACACAAAUACACUCCAUUUUCGCUCUGUUUCUUUCCGCCCAACCCAAGGAGUCUUGUUCCCAACCCGAUGGACAACCGACAGAACCAUUCUAUCCCCCACCUCUCCUUCUUGUUUCCUCAGAUCAUUCUUCGCCAGCACAAGACCUUGAAAGGUUUUUUUUGACUGGCGCAGAUAUCAUAGUCGGCACCCCAGGACGGGUUGAAGAGUUUCUUCUUGGGAAAGGAAGAUCUUCAGUGAAUAUCAAGGAAUUAGAAGUAUUGGUUCUAGAUGAAGCUGAUAGGUUGCUCGAUUUAGGUUUUCAGGCCGCAAUAACGCGCAUAAUAACAUAUCUUCCAAAGCAAAGGCGUACAGGUCUCUUUAGUGCCACUAUGACAGAUGCCGAUGCUUUGUCUGAGUUGGUCCGUGUAGGACUUCGUAAUCCUGCCCGAAUAGUCGUCAAAAGGAGGACACCAGCAAGGUCAGCGUCUUCCUCCAUAAAAACGCAGAAUAUCUACUUACUUUUUUCCAGCUUGCAAAACCAUUAUAUCAAAUGUCGAUCAUCCGAAAAGUUGCUCCAACUCGUCAGAAUUAUCUCACACGAGGUAUCGCAACAGCAGUCCUCUCACUUCAUCAUCUACUUUGCUACAUGUGCUUGUGUAGAUUACUUUUUCAAGCUGUUACCUCUGUUUACCGCACCCUCAAUAACAUACUAUUCACUACAUGGCAAUCUUACUCCCUCUGUGAGAACAAAAACGCUGGCGGCCUUCUCUUCUGCGAUACCAACUUCUUUGUCACCCUCUGUGCUGCUUGCUACCGACGUCGCUGCUCGUGGUUUGGACCUUCCCAAUGUUGAUGUUGUCAUUCAGUUUGACCCGCCAACGGACCCUAAAGCGUUUUCACAUCGAUGUGGCAGGACAGCUAGAGCAGGAAAGAGUGGAAGAGCUUGGGUUUUACUCGUUGGACGAGAGUCGGAAUAUAUUGGUUGGAUCCAUUUGUCUCUCUCCAGAAAAUUGCGCCGGUCUCACGACAUUUCAGAUUUUUUACGCAUACGUAAAAUACCCCUGAAAGAAAGGAGUUAUCUCACUGCUUUUGUCUCGUUUAUUCGAGCUUAUUCCAAGCACGAGGCAUCUUACAUCUUCAGGCUCAAAGAUCUUGACUUGCUUGGUGUGGCGAAGAGUUUUGGACUGUUGCGCCUUCCAAAAAUGCCUGAAUUGAAAGAAGUCGAUCGCACGGCAUGGACGGAAGCCGAUGUCAAUUGGGAAACAUUUUCGUACGCCAAUCAAGCACAAGAGACGAAAAGGCUAGCCCUCGCUGAGGUUAAGAGAGCCGACCGACAUCAACAAAAACAGUCUGAACCAAAAGCGAAGAAGUCAAACCUUGCGUGGAGCGAUAAAACGCAACGAAAGGUGGAACGAGAGAGGCGAAAGGACAAGAGGGCCAAGAAAAACAUAUAUAAAUCACAGGGUUCAGCUGGUAAUACUACUGAUACACUGAAACGGGAAAGGGAAGUCCCGACAGAUGGUGGUGAAGAGAUCAGUGCGGAAGAUUGGAAUGAGAUGUUAAGGGAAGAAAGGAUGGCAAAGAGGGUUCGCAAAGGUGAUAUCUCUCAAGAGGCUUUCGACGCAGAAUUCGGGGACAUCUAA
Molecule: messenger RNA, 1914 nt
Organism: Laccaria bicolor S238N-H82
Lineage: Eukaryota; Fungi; Basidiomycota; Agaricomycetes; Agaricales; Hydnangiaceae
Exons: 8
Coding region: 1-1914 (637 amino acids)
Cellular component (GO): nucleolus
Molecular function (GO): ATP binding; RNA helicase activity; nucleic acid binding
Source: RefSeq, a predicted model, not a curated record